Alternaria rosae is the source of this 1008-nucleotide messenger RNA. RefSeq lists its product as uncharacterized. Bases 285 to 926 code for a protein of 213 amino acids. Lineage: Eukaryota; Fungi; Ascomycota; Dothideomycetes; Pleosporales; Pleosporaceae. The transcript has a single exon. The record is from RefSeq and is a predicted model, not a curated record.
ACUGUACUUAUGGUUUGGACCUAGCCAACGAAAGCAUGUGCAUUAAGUACAAAUAUGAUGAUUCAUCUCCUCAACAUCUCAGCAUGACAUUCAUAGACGUCAAACUCACCAAUCGGUGUGCAGAGCAAUUUGCGCUUAGACGAUGUCAGCUUUGGCCUUGCCGAUCGAGGCAACCUCUUCGUGCAUGACGCUACGCAACACAGUAACGAUUAAAAUUAUCUGAGGUUGUCCGAUGGCUCAUAAGAAGAGCAUAUGACCUCUAGAAAAGUAAUCACACGUUGAUAAUGGCAAACUACGAGCCGUCCACCGUAGACACAGUCGCUCAGAUCAAGCAUUACUACCAUGUGUACCGGCACACCGAAGAAAUCGAGCGCAAAAGCCUUUUCUUCUCUCCAAACUGCAUGCAGAUAUGCCGAUCAACACCUUCCUAUGCGGCAACGAGUCGUGAUGGGAUUGCACAGUAUCUUCAAGACGCACAACAGGGAAACAUACCAGUAUACGCACCUGCAUCGUCUCCGGCUGUUAUCUCGGACCUUUCCGGUGACCACAUGACAGGGUCAGGGCCAAGGACAACGAAGUUACCGAAGAGCAGAAGUGUCUACACCAUUCGUACUUUGCACCAAUCCGAAUUCGAAUUCGGCUCAGACGACAUCGUUGCGCCCGUAGGGUACACCGUGAAACAGCUGAAGUCUAAAGCUAUUCGGGAAGAAUGGAUUGGAAUGCGCGUCAACCUGUGGGAAGAAGGGGUUGAGAGGGACCUGUUGAAGAAGGUCCAGUACUGGUGGCGCCUGGAAGAGAUACCCGACCACGAGCAGAUGGGGAGCGAUCCUCUACGGAGGAGUUGGAGGCAAUGCUUGCAUGACAUCAUCUUCAUUGGUCCUAGAGACGGCACCGAGAACGAAGACAGACUGGAAGUCUUUGAGUGACUUCCUUGGAAAAGAAGAGUUCCGCGAGCGAGGUCUGAUGGGCCGUCUGCGUUUUCUGGAAGUGGUAGUAGACUAGCAGCCG